Messenger RNA from Xyrauchen texanus (razorback sucker), 3338 nucleotides. Its product is annotated as tubulin polyglutamylase TTLL5-like. The record is from RefSeq and is a predicted model, not a curated record. The transcript is spliced from 9 exons. The coding region runs from base 799 to 1773 and encodes 324 amino acids. Gene Ontology annotation, molecular function: 2-oxoglutarate-dependent dioxygenase activity; methyltransferase activity. NCBI's taxonomy places the organism in Eukaryota, Metazoa, Chordata, Actinopteri, Cypriniformes, Catostomidae.
AGGAAACCAAGCAAAUGGUGGAAAGUUUGGAGAAGAUUCUAGAUGAAGAUCAGUGCAUCAAUUCCAGUGUUUUCCAGGAGUUUAUUCUGGAGGCGAGUGAAAGUGAACUGGAGGAAGUUCUUACAUUCUACACACAGAAGAACAAGAGUGCCAGUGUUUUUCUGGGCACAAAGUGUCACAGCAGCAGAACUGAGAUUAAUGGUGACUUUAGAGAACCCAAAACAUGCCAGAACACAGAGACUGUAUCUAACAACCUGGACUCUGCUGGUUUAGAAACAAUGGACACAAUCAGCAAGGCACAAAGUACAGACAUCAGCGCAACUCUAAAUGCAGACAGACGAAAUGGUUUACCCCACUGCACGGACAACUGUAGUGCAACUAAACAGAGUAACAAAAACAUGUGUAACACAUUGCAAAAUGGAUGCAUCAGAAAUGAAAGGCAAAAAGGAGACUGCACAAGUGUUGAAGUACACCCGAACAUAUUAACUGUACCUGAGACUGAUGCAGGGGAAGAUGUGGCAAACAAGACUCACCCUUCUGUAAUCAGAAGCAAAAAAACUUUGUUAAAAUCUUUUAAACUGCAGCCUGAAAUGGGCCAAAAUAUGAAAUCCCGUCCCAGGGAGCCCAGCCUGACAUACUCCACAGCUUUAGAUUGUGAACACAUCAUCCUGCAGCACAGCCUUGUGCCGUCUGCACCUGAACCCCCGCCUUACAUCCAGCCCCCCACACCCUCUCGCAGUCUCCUCCUCCUCCACAGUCACACCUUCACCUCUGAGUGUCACAUGGGCAUCUGCACGCAUGGAUUCUACUGGAGCAAUAUCAACCCCUGAGGCACCUCGACCGGUCCAGCCCACCGACGUGAACACCUCCUCCAUCUCCAGAGCUCCAGUGCACACCUUCAACCAGAGAUUGUCACACCCAUGUUCAGCAGGGCAAGUGAGUCAAAAGACCAGUCUGAGUAAGUCCAGGCCAGGUUCUGCUGGUGUGCUAAAAGAAAAGGACUCAUUGACUGCCCAAACCCAGUCAAACCAGCAGGCCAUUGUAUCAGCUCUACGCAAACUAGUGGAGAAGCAGGCUGCUCGCCAGUACAGUACAUCCAGUCACAUCAGCCUUCUCACACAACACCUGACUAAUCUAAAUGUGGCCAAUGGGCUCUUCAGCAGAGGGGGUCUGGUGUUGGGCCCCGAGCCACGACCUGGACCUGUGAGAGCGGUACAUGCAGACACGAGCACAGGGAGCUCUGGUGGGAAGGCUGUGUGUGAACCAGAGUCAGUGUGUGCUGGAGAUUCAGCCAGCGUUCAGUCCAUUCAGCAGAAGAAGCCAUCGACUGCAGGCAGCUACCAGCUGCAGUUUGCCAUUCAACAGCUGCAGCAGCAGAGACUGCAAUCCAGACAACUGCUGAACCACAGUCGCACACGCCACCAGGCCAUUCUCUCUACACACACCAUCAGACCUGCAGCUGCAGCGUGGCCUCACACCCCCCAAAGUCCUCGUGUGAGCCAGCCAUUCAGACGCACCCUCAGUCAGUCGGGCAGUCAGGGCACCAGCGCAGGGGUCCUCACGCUCAUCCCCAGACCACCUAGCAGCACACCCAGAGAUGGGCGCACAUGCAAGACUGCCGCCCACUGUCAACACAAGAAAACAUCAUGUGAGACUCCAGUCAAUCAGAGCACUGCCAGUGUGCAGCAUGUUGUGUAUGACACUGUGUGUGCAAAGACAGGUCUGUCGGUGUACAGUAAACUUUUCCAUACUCAGGGCUCCAAGAACAGAUGAAUGAGGCCAAAGGUCAACUGUAAGAAUCAACUGCUCGUAACGUCCUGUAUGAGAACAGGGCUGAACUAUUCAAAACAUGCACCUCAUUUGUCCCGCCUUCAUUCUCACCCCACAACUGAUGCCAUGUGACGACCACAUGGACUGACAACUGACAACAGCUGCUACAUCCACCUUAUAACAAACACAGACUGUACAACAACUGACCAAGAGCUCAUGAACAUGUCCAUCAUUUUUAUAUCAUUUACAUUUAUAUAUAUGAGAUGUAAACUGAUAAGAGUGUUAUUACUGCUCGUUAAAGGGACAGUUCAUUCAACAUUUACUCACCCUUAUGUUGUUCUGAACACUUAUGACUUAUGCAGAAGGUCCGAGCUGCUCUUUUCCAUACAAGUGAAUGGCGAUUAAUACUGUCAAGCUCCAAAAAGGACAACAAAAAAAACACAGUGAAAGUGCUUGAUGAAAGUCUUCUGAAGUCAUAUAAUAGCUUUGUGUGAGAUUUCAGAUUCAGUUUUCAAACUUGUGAUGACAUCUGUGUCGGUGUUGUUAUUGUAAAUAUGAAAAAAAUAAAUGAAUGAACACAAAUGUGAAUGAGAUUUGAGAACUCAAAGGCAAGAUUUGCAGUGAAUAACGCCUUAUAUGCCAUAUACGCCAUAUAACGUCAUAUGAUUGCUUUGUCUAUUCCACACACAAAACAAUCAUAUGACUUCAGAAGACUUGAAAUAUAGCACUCAAGUCAAAUGAACUACUUUUAUGAUUUGAAAGUUGACAUGAGUUUUUUUGGAGCUUGACCAGUUAAAUCAUUAUACACUUUUGUUGUAGGGAAAAGAGCAGCUUGGACAUUCUGCCAAACAUGCGUUUGCGGAAGACAGAAAGUCACGUGGGUUCAGUAUAAGUGUGGGUGAAUUAUGAGAGAAGUUUCAUUUUUAUAUGAACUAUUUCUUUAAUAAUCUUAAAUGUGUGACAUCAUGCUGCACGCUGUGUUUGAGUUAAAGUGCCUCUUUCAGUUUGAAGCCAUUUGAGCAACUCUGAGUUUCUUCAGUUGACUGUUUUAGUCGGCGGUUUGGAUACACAGAAUCUUUCAAUUCAGAGAGUUUCAUUGGAUUACUGGUCCUGUAUGGCUCACUUAUGAGAUUUCAAAAAAUGACAAACUUUCUUUAACAUGCACUGGCCAUUUUUAUGUAAUCCUGGUAAUAUUUCACAAAAAUAAUUACUUAAAUAUACACUUUGAUCAACACCGUUGCUCAUGGGAUCACAUUGUGUUUUCAGUUCAAUUGGAAACAUUUAAUCAUAAUUCGGUUUUAGUUAAGCUUCAGUUAACAUUUAGAAGGCCAACAAUGAAGGAGCAGAACAAAUGUUUGUGUCAAUUAUUUCUAUUAUUAUGUUCUCAGGAUUUGCUUUCUGAAGUUUUUUGUGUUAUUAUUUUUAGUUUGAAUAGUAUUUGACUUUUUUUUUACCUCUCCUGAAUUUACUUGAAUUUCCAUUAACAAUGACAACGACCAGAUAUGAGCAGUGGACCUCGAUUCCUUUUAAAUGACAUUUUGUCAUGCUAACUUUUAUGCAUUUCAUAA